UGCAUGUCUGUUGGUUUAAUUGAGCUAGCGGUGGUAGUCUAAUCAAACAAAGAAACUCAGCACCUCGUAUCUGCACAUAUCAUCUCUCUUUCUGUCUUUCUCUUUUUCCCUCUUAUUUUUCCCCUGCAUAUUAUAUAUCCCAUUCCACUUCCCCAAAUUCACACCCCCUAGAACCUUUCCUGCCUCCUUUCCCUUACCCCAGACAAAAUCACAACAGCAACGACAUUAUGAUCUGAACCGUCACCAAUAACCACCACCACAACUAACCACCCUUACUUCCCCACAUCCACACCCACACCCACCACCCCCCCAAAAUGCCCGUCUACAUGCUCUACGGCUUCCGCUGGCCCCGCGCCGGCUUCACCGGCAUCCGAGUCUACAUCGUCCUCCACAACCUCGAAGACGCCACCGCCGAAUACAUCCAACAACCACUCACCACGUCUCUCCUCCUCUCCUCAUUCCAAAAAACCGACCCGGAUAUUCUCUCCCGCCUUCCCUCCCUCCGCUUCAUCGAGCAAUACGACCCCGAAGACACCUCGGACGAAGCAGUCAGCAAGCCGCACGCAUACGUCGGAGCGAAGGUCAUUUCCAUCCCCGAGGCAGGCGGGGAACCGCUCCCCGAGACGAGUUGGAAACCAGAGGAUAUAUUUCAGGAGUCGCCGUUGGGGGAGGAGGAGAUGCAGGCGCUUACGGAGUUUAGGGAUAAGUAUGCGGCUGGGGAGAGGAUCGGGUGGUGGAUUGUUUAUAAUGGGGACCCGGAGAGGUGGUUUCCUGUUGAUGAGGAGGGGGAGAUGGGCUUGGGGGAUGGGGAUAGUUAUGGGGAGGAAUAUGAGGGGGAUAGUUAUGGGGAGGAGGAUGAUGGCGAGGGGAGGGAGUAUGGUAGUGAUAGGACGCAGACGCCGCCUGAGACGCCUUCUUCUGCGACGGUGGGUUUAUGUUUUUGUUCUUCUUGGUCUUUGCAGAUGAGACUUCCUGAACGUUUGACGAGGUUGUUUGCUAGGAGGACGGCGUGAAGUGGGCGAUCUACGGCUUAUGAUUUGGCUAUGUGGCUAUGGUAUAUGGCAAGGCAUGGCAUGGCUUUGGCUUUGGGUGUUUCGGGUUUAUGCAUGUGGUUCAUUAGCAAUGUUCAUUUUGGCGUGAUGAAUCUUCAUCUCGUUUGGGCUCGUUUCGUUC
Aspergillus sclerotioniger CBS 115572 is the source of this 1173-nucleotide messenger RNA. RefSeq lists its product as uncharacterized. The transcript has 2 exons. Lineage: Eukaryota; Fungi; Ascomycota; Eurotiomycetes; Eurotiales; Aspergillaceae. Bases 315 to 1013 code for a protein of 232 amino acids. The record is from RefSeq and is a predicted model, not a curated record.